Lodderomyces parapsilosis is the source of this 4341-nucleotide messenger RNA. It is a transcript of the gene BNR1, whose product is annotated as Bnr1p. Gene Ontology annotation, biological process: mitotic actomyosin contractile ring assembly; barbed-end actin filament capping; actin filament bundle assembly. Gene Ontology annotation, cellular component: cellular bud neck; cell division site; mating projection tip. NCBI's taxonomy places the organism in Eukaryota, Fungi, Ascomycota, Pichiomycetes, Serinales, Debaryomycetaceae. Gene Ontology annotation, molecular function: actin binding; small GTPase binding. The transcript has a single exon. The coding region runs from base 1 to 4341 and encodes 1446 amino acids. The record is from RefSeq and is a predicted model, not a curated record.
AUGUUAAAACCAACUCCCACCUCAUUACAUGUGACAACGAUACAGGGACAGAAUGAAACAAUUGAUACUUUCGAAAGAGCUUCCAUUAACAAGAAUAAGAUACCCAGUAAGGAGAUUGUGGAAAAGUUGUUUGAAAAGUUACUAUCGAUACGAGCGUUUCCUGAAAAGGCUAAAAUUAGUUUGAGAAAUCUGUCGACUGAACGGAAAUGGGACCUUCUUUUAACUGAAAAUGAGACAAAUAGCUUUUUUGAUUUGAGUCGAAUGUCGCUCGCUUCAAUGUCCGCUGUAUCGUUACCAGAAAAUGUUAGAUCCACUCACUCCAAGACUCCUGAUUUGAGUUCACAUGCAAAACCAGAUAGUGCUCCUAUGCCUUCAAAGCGACGAAGAUCGUUUUUUCUUCCAAAAGAACCGCAACAACAUCGAGAGACUAUGAUAAAUGAGGGUUCUCCCGGUUGGUUCGUUUGGAAACUUUUAAAUAAAGACAUUGAUCUUAAGAGCUUGGUCAAGUUGGAGAAGCAUCUAGCUGAAAACAAGUUACUCCAGCAAGAAAAAGUGACAUGGACCCAAAGCUUCUUAUCGUUACAGGGGGAAACUGCUCUAGCGGUGAACUUGUCGCUGAUUAGUAAAAAAGUUAUAAAGUCAGAUGAGGAAUACAAUCACGAAUACCUUCUCGUCAAAUGCUUAAAGAAUGCAUUAGAAAACCAGGCAUACUUGAAACAAUCGAAUAAUGACCAUGAUACCCCUAUAAGUAAAUCUGUCAUCAUGACAUCACUAAUGGGAGCACUAACAUCUACCAGAAUGAGUACCAGGUUUCUCGUCACCGAGAUUUUAGUUAAUUUGAUGAAAAAUGGCCACAAAGAAUUACGAAUGAAUAUAGUCAAUCACUUAAGAGAUUUAUCGUUCAGCAAUAAGAAGACAUCACAUUUUAGAGCGUGGUUGGAAGUUUUUGGGAGCUCUUUGAGAACAGCAAGCUGGGGAAGUAAGGUAAGCGACCAUUCGUAUUUGAAAAACUAUAUCACCAUCACACUCAUAUUGAUUAAUGUUAUUGUAAACACGACCGGGCCAGCACGCAAGAGGAUUGUUAUCCGAAAAGAGCUUGAAGAAUCACAUCUACUCUCUGUAUUUGAAACAAUCAAACAGUUUGAAGAUGAUAGGAUCCAUCAGGAAUUGGAGAAAUAUGAACGGUUGGCAAGAGAAGAUGAAGAGGAGAAGAUAAUGAGACAUAGCAAGACGCUACCUACACUACCGACACCACAGACUAUUCUGAACCAUGAUGACGAGACUGACUCACAAUCGGUACUGGCAAGCUCACUUGUUGUCUCUGAUGAUUUGGAAGAGCUAAGCAGAUAUGGACUCUUUGGCAGUCAAAAGAAAAAGUCACGAGAAAUCGAUUUGAGAGACCAGUCGCAGCCAGAAACAUCUGGAUCUAGUUUCCCGAGAAACAACGAAAGUCUACUUGCUCAACAAGUGUAUCUGAAAAUUGCAAAACUUGAAUCCUCGCUGAACUCGAGUGGCUUAAAAAACAAGGUUCUCUUACUUCUUGAUAGCUUAAUCGAGACUGGUCCCCAUCUGCAACUCCUAUUCAAUGAAAAAGACUCAUUUUCAGCUGGAACUGUUGAAAGAUUGAUUGACUCCUUAGCAUCAGAAUCUAUUGCUCGCAAUGCCAUUGCUGAGACCAAAACUUUGAAGAGAGAGUUGAAGCGACAAAAGCAGCUAAAUGAAAGUCUUGCAAAAAAUGCUGAAUUGCAAAACAAGAGCAAGCUAGCAACAGAUAAUGAAUCACAUUUGCAAGAGAUCAAAUCACUUGGGCGUCAAAUCAGCUUGCUCCAACGGCAAAUAAAGCAGCUUGAACAAGACAAGGCUAAAAAUUUCCGAAAUCGGAAUAUCAACCAUUCUUUUGAAGACCUUAGCAAUCGAGAAGAAACUGAUGAUGAUGUUGAGAUAAAUAAUCAAAUUGAAGCUUUAGUUGAUUUCCACGGAACCAACCUCGAAACAUCCAAGAAAGCUUUUCGUGGUCCACCCACCCCCCCUCUUUUAUAUUCUAGACCAAACAUACCAGUGCAAGAAAAAGAUGACAAUUCAAUCUCGGAAAGUGCUUCCCAGGAAGGGGACAAAGCCGUUGAACAAGCCAAAUGCAACGAGUCUCCUACGGCUGCUCUAUCGCAGGCUCUGCCUGUUAUUGCACCUCCACCUCCUCCUGUACCUACAUUCUUGGAAGACCUGGGCAAAAGUACAAGAGCAGCUAUAGCUACGAGGUCAGUGAAUGUACCACUGGCUCCACCUCUUCCACCUUUUAUGGUCGACUUGAAAUUGGAAGGUAAAGACAAGACUUUGGCAUCAUCAAAACCAGAAGAAACUGCAGGGGUCAGAAUGCAAGUAGCUGAGCCCAUAGCCCCACCUCCUCCUCCGCCACCUCCUCCGCCACCUCCUCCGCCGCCUUUGCCACCAUUUGCACUUGCUCAAAAAGAUACAUCUAGUUCACUGGUUGUCUCAAUUGAUAGUGUAGGAUCUGCAUCAACACCACCUGGUGCACCCCCACCACCACCACCACCAUUAUCAUUACUUUUGACCACACUGAAAACUGUGUCCGGAUCUGCCGAUACUUCCCUUUCUGAGAGUGACCAAAGUACCACCAACGAACCACCUCAAACUACGUUAAAACCUAAAGUGAAGUUGAAGCAACUACACUGGAAUAAAAUCAACGAUAUUGAAAAGACUUUUUGGAACGAAGUUGAGGAUUCCUCAAUUCUGGAAAAGCUUGCAGACGAAGGUAUAUUUGCCGAAAUUGAGAAAAUCUUUGCUGCUUCACAACCACUGAAGAAAGUUCCCGAAUUGGAGAAGAAUAGAAGAGCAAAUGCCGACUCUAAAACAGCAAAAGUAUCCUUUCUUUCUAGAGAUUUGGCACAACAAUUUGGAAUCAAUUUGCACAUGUUUGCAGGGGUUUCAGAUGAAGCGCUUGUUUUGAAGAUUUUAAGAUGCAGCCCGGACAUAUUGGAGAAUAUUAGUGUUAUUGAAUUCUUUAAUAAUGACUCGUUAGUUGAAGUGAGUGAUAGUUUGGCAAAGAAUCUUUUGCCGUAUUCAAGUGACCCUCGCACAGGCAAAAAGCCACAAAGAGAUCCCAAUGAACUUGAUCGAGCUGACAGAUUGUAUCUUGAAUUGUGUUUCAACCUCAAGCAUUAUUGGAGAGCUAGGUCAAAAGCAUUACUUUUCACACAGUCGUAUAACAAAGAGUAUGUUCAUUUGAAAGAAAAAUUGGACUUGAUUGAUCUGGGUAUUUUGUGUGUGAAGGAGUCGGAUGGUUUCAAACGGGUAUUGAGCGUGAUGAAAAUCAUGGGGAAUUUUAUGAAUGAGCAAACAAAACAAGCUCGCGGAUUCAAGUUAGACUCCUUGCAGAGGCUCAAGUAUAUGAAGGAUGAACUGAACUCGAUGAGCUUUCUCCAUUAUAUUGAAAAGAUUAUUAGGCAAUCGUUUUCGGAAUAUGGGUCCUUUGUUGAUGAUUUAGAGUUUUUAACUGAGACUCAAAAUGUAUCAAUUGAACAAUUGGAAGCCGACUGUAAAGCCUUCAAUAAAGAGGUGGAAAUAAUAAACAAUUCACUUCAACAUGGAAGAUUGAGCAGAGACAAGGAUUUGCAUCCAUCUGACCGGAUUAUACAAACCGUCACUGUUCCAAUGCAAAACGCUACAAGCAGAAACGCCCUUGUACAAUCUCGCAUGCGAAGAACAAUGUCAAACUUCAAAUCAUUGAUGAUGUAUUUUGGUGAAGAGCCAAAUGAUGCAAAGGCAAAAGACAGUUUUUUUCAAAAAAUUUCCACUUUUGUGGCUGAAUUUAAGAAAGCGCAUAUCGACAAUAUACAAAGGGAAGAAGAACAAAGAGUUUAUGAUGCUAGGAAGAGGAAAAUUGAAGAUGAAUCGGCAAACAAAACUCCGGUUGAAGAAGCUGACGAAAAGAACUUUGUUGAUAGUGUUGAAGAAUCGUCAGCUGUUAUCGAUUCAUUGUUGGAGAAAUUGAAGUCCACUUCUAACCAUGCCAAAACAAAAAGAGAAAAUCGAAAGAGCAAAUUGUUAACUGAGACAUCGGAGCCUGAUGUCUCGCCCUCAGAUUUGGACUUGGACACAGUUGCUGUUGAAAAUGAAUAUGAAAGUGUUAAUAAUCUCAAGCGAAGACUAACAACAAGAAAGAGUAAGCUUGGUUUGGCUUCAACAAAGGAGCAAGGUGUUUCACGUGCACAAGUGAUGUUGCAUCAAUUGAGGACAGCCGAGGAUCUUACAUUGGUUCUACCCAAUGACGAUGUCGAUAAGGAAAACAUUGUGAGUACAGAGAAGGAAGAACAAUGUGAAUGA